CCAGGGAGGAAGCCUGAAGAUGGCCGGCUCCAAUUGUCAAGACACGGUCUGUGUAAGUUGUCGCUUCUGCCUUUGACACAGGGGACUUCCAGGGGUCAGUGACGUUCAGGGAUGUGGCUGUUGACUUCUCCCAGGAGGAGUGGGCCUGCCUGGAUGCCACUCAGAGGGUCUUAUACAGGGACAUGAUGCUGGAGACCUACAGCCACCUCGUCACAGUGGUGGGAAGCUGCGUUUCCAAGCCAGAGCUGAUCGCCUUGUUAGAGCAGGGCAAAGAGCCCUGGAUGGUUGUGAGGGAAGAAGCAGACAGGCCGCGCCCAGAUUUGGAGGCAGAUUAUGAUGCUGAAACUAUAUCUCCAGAAAAUCAUAUUUAUAAUAGAAAUUUACCCAAACAAAGCAUACAGCAAUUAAGUAAAACUUAUGACCUCAAAGGCGCUAGUUUUAGUAAUGGCCCCAACUGUAGAACAUCCAGGGGACCACAGGGCUAUCAAGAAGGAGACGCUGAUGAAAAGAUUAGUAACAGGGAACCAAUGGCUCCUCACACCUGCCGGACCCUUACUCACAACAUAGGAAAAGCACAUGAAUGUAAAGAGUGUGGGAAGUGCUUUGGCUGUAGGUCCACCCUCACUCAGCAUCAGAGCAUUCACACUGGAGAGAAACCCUAUGCGUGUGAGGAGUGCGGGAAGGCCUUCAAUCGGUUCUCCAACCUUGUUGGUCAUAGGAUUAUGCAUGCUGAUGUGAAACCCUAUGGCUGUAGUGAGUGUGGGAAAGCCUUCAAACGUCGAUCAAACCUCGUUCAACAUAAAAAAAUUCAUUCUGGUGAGAGACCCUUUCAGUGUAAGGAGUGUGGAAAGGGCUUCAUUGCUCUGGCUCAGCUCACUCGGCACGAGAAUGUUCACACUGGAGAGAAGGCAUUUGAGUGUGAGGAAUGCGGGAAGGCCUUCAGACUCCCCCAACAGCUUGGAAGGCAUCAGAAAUCUCACAGUGGUGAGAAACCUUUCAAAUGUGAUGACUGUGGGAAGGCUUUUCAUCUUCCCGAGCUGCUUAAGUACCACAAAACCAUCCACACAGGCACGAAACCAUUUGAGUGCAGGGAGUGCGGGAAGGCCUUCAAGCGUGUGUCCAACCUUGUAGAACAUAGAAUCAUUCAUGCUGAUGUGAAACCGUAUGAGUGUAGUGAGUGUGGGAAAGCCUUCAAACGUCGCAAAAGCCUCCUGCAGCAUCAGAAAAUUCAUUCUGGUGACAGACCCUUUCAGUGUAAGGAGUGUGGGAAGGCCUUCAUUGUGCUGACACAGCUGACGCGGCACCAGAGCGUUCACACUGGAGAGAAGGCAUUUGAGUGUAAGGAAUGCGGGAAGAAAUUCAGUACUAGCUCACACCUUGUUCAGCACCAGAGUAUUCACACCGGUGAGAAGCCCUUUGAAUGUGAUGUGUGUGGGAAGGCUUUUCGGCUUCAGGCAUGCCUUUCUGAGCAUCAGAAAACUCACAUUGAAGAGAAACCUUUUAAGUGUAAGCUGUGUGGCUCAGCCUUCAGGCGGAAGUACCAGCUCAGUGAACAUCAGAGAAUUCAUACUGAUGAAAAGCCCUAUCAGUGCAAGGAAUGUGGAGAGCUGUUUCGUCGAAGGUCCAAUUUAACUGAACAUCUAAGUAUUCACAGUGGAACCAAACCCUUCGAGUGUAAAGACUGUGGGAAGUUGUAUAGACUUAAUAAACUUCUCAUUCGUCACCAGAAGUCUCACAGCGGUGAACGACCUUUCGAAUGUAAAGACUGUGGAAAGGCUUUUCACCUUCCCAGUGAACUUAAUAACCAUAAAAUUGUCCAUACAAGUACAAAACCCUUUGAGUGUAAGGUAUGUGGGAAGUCCUUCAAGCGUGAAUCCAGCCUUGUUCAACAUAGGAUUAUUCAUGCCGGCGUGAGGCCAUAUAAAUGUAACGAGUGUGGGAAAGCUUUUAUUCAUCACUCAAACCUGCUGCACCAUCACAAACUUCACUCUGCCGAGAAGCCCUUUGAGUGUAAGGAGUGUGGCAAGGCCUUCGUUGUCCUGGCAUACCUCACUAGGCACCAGAGCAUCCACACUGGAGGGAAGUCAUUUAAAUGUGAGCAGUGUGGGUCAGCCUUCAGACUUAAGUCCCAACUCAGUAAACAUCAGAGAACUCACACUGAGGUGGGGCUGUUUGAGUGUGUGGACGGGGGAGAGGGCGUUGUCCAUGGAGCAAACCUUCAAGUUCAACAUGGAAUCCAUACUGGUGAGGACGCCUUCCCGUGUAAGGAGUACGGAGAAGCCUUUCAAUAUCACUACCCAUUUUCUUGGACAUUUUAGAAUUCAUC
Messenger RNA from Acomys russatus (golden spiny mouse), 2326 nucleotides. Its product is annotated as zinc finger protein 780B-like. The record is from RefSeq and is a predicted model, not a curated record. Gene Ontology annotation, biological process: negative regulation of transcription by RNA polymerase II. The transcript is spliced from 4 exons. Gene Ontology annotation, molecular function: DNA-binding transcription repressor activity, RNA polymerase II-specific; RNA polymerase II cis-regulatory region sequence-specific DNA binding. NCBI's taxonomy places the organism in Eukaryota, Metazoa, Chordata, Mammalia, Rodentia, Muridae. The coding region runs from base 183 to 2318 and encodes 711 amino acids.